CUUCUUUCUUUAAUUUUUCUCUCUAGAGCAUUUUUUUUAAGUUAAUUAAAUUAAAGAAUCAUGCAGUUGCAGGUGGGCCAAAACGACGACGUCGAUCCAGUGGAGUUCGACGCGUCGGUCCUCCGUCACCAGCACAGCAUUCCUAGGCAGUUCAUCUGGCCGGACGAGGAGAAGCCGGGGGCCCACUGCCCGGAGCUGGAAGUCCCACUGAUCGACAUGUCGGGAUUCCUAUCCGGCGAGAGCGGGGAGGAGGCGGUCCGACUCGUCGGCGAGGCGUGUAGAAAGCACGGGUUCUUCGUGGUGGUGAACCACGGGGUGGAUCCGAAGUUGAUAGCGGAGGCCCACGAGUGCAUGAACCAAUUCUUCGAGAUGCCGCUGCCGCAGAAGCAGAUGGCUCAGAGGAAGCCCGGCGAGAGCUGUGGCUACGCCAGCAGCUUCACCGUCCGUUUCUCCUCCAAACUCCCUUGGAAGGAAACUCUUUCCUUCCGCUUCUCCGCCGACAACUCGUCCCACCUCGUUUAUCGUUACCUUUCCGCCAAACUCGGCCACCAAUUCUCUCACUUUGGGAGGGUUUACGAGGAGUACUGCGAGGCAAUGAGUGGGCUGUCGCUGGGGAUAAUGGAGCUGCUGGGGAAGAGCCUUGGAGUGGGAGGAGAGUACUUCAAGAACUUCUUCAGAGACAAUGAUUCGAUAAUGAGGCUCAACUUCUACCCGCCGUGCCAGAAGCCGCAUCUCACAUUGGGCACUGGCCCUCACUGCGACCCAACUUCUCUGACCAUUCUUCACCAAGACCAAGUCGGUGGACUCCAAGUUUUUGUCGACAAUCAAUGGAGACUCAUCGCCCCAAACUUUGAUGCUUUUGUUGUCAAUAUCGGUGACACUUUCAUGGCACUGUCAAAUGGGAGAUACAAGAGUUGCCUGCACCGAGCGGUGGUGAACAGCGAGACAACAAGGAAAUCUCUGGCAUUCUUUUUGUGUCCAAGAAAUGAUAAAGUGGUAAGCCCACCCAUGGAGUUGGUGGACACUCAGAACCCACGAAUAUAUCCAGAUUUCACUUGGUCCACUCUCCUCCACUUCACUCAGACCCAUUACAGAGCCGACAUGAAAACCCUCCAAGUUUUCUCUGCCUGGCUCCAACAACAUUACAACGACAACAUUAAUAAUAAUAAUCAUCAGCUUAUUUCUUAAUUAAUUAAUAAACCCACUUCUCCUCCUUCUUCUUCUUCUUGUACUGGCUCUUCUUGUUCCUAAAAGUUACGUUGUUGUUGUGGUGAGGAAAAUGGAGAUGGGGGGCAGAGAUUUAAUUUGGGGGUUUUCUUUCGAGGGGAAGACAAGGGAAAAGUUGGGAGAAAAGCCAGCUGCUUUUCUUUUGUUUUUUUGUUAUUAUUUUUAUUAUUAUAUUAUUGUAUAUUUUUUUAAUUUAUGUUUCUGGAUCUUAGCUUCUACUGAAAUCAACCCUCGGUUAAAUUAAAUAUAUACUUCUGUCUCCAAUGUCUUGGAGAUUUAAAAAAG
Momordica charantia (bitter melon) is the source of this 1512-nucleotide messenger RNA. Its product is annotated as gibberellin 20 oxidase 1-D. The record is from RefSeq and is a predicted model, not a curated record. NCBI's taxonomy places the organism in Eukaryota, Viridiplantae, Streptophyta, Magnoliopsida, Cucurbitales, Cucurbitaceae.